AUUUUGCAGUAAACAGCAACAAAUAACAUUUGCAAAUAGACGUUUCUCUAGCAUAGUUAGAAACACUUCAGGCAUACUUCAAGUGCAUGGUCAACGUCGAUUCCCCGCUAAUUUGAAUUAUUAAACUUCUUAAAAGCAGCCACAACAUAUUUUAUAACUUAAGCUAAAUACGAAAUAAAAAGGCCAAAACAACUACGCCCGAACGCUGUAUGCAUUAAAGCUCAAGCGCAUCAAGAUAGUUUGAUGUUAAGUAACGGAAAAGAGAUUGAACUUGAAUAGUAAAAAUUAAUAAGUUUUAUAAACGUAGACAUGGGACGCACAAAACGCGCAAGGCAGCGCAAAAAGUGCCUUAGCAAUACAUUUAACGCCAAGGAGGACAAAGUAGCGCCGUUAAUUCAUCAACUGAGCUGGUUAGGUUGGCGCAACUCCAAUCAACUUACAGCACGCAAUUUUCCCACAACAGGUCGUGGUAUUUGUUCUAAAACCUCUACGUUCUCUGCCGGUGAUGCACUUAUCACCCUACCGCUGAAAUGUUUAGUAACAAUAUCCACACUCGAAGAGGCAACACACUUUAAAGCUCAAUUCGACGCUUCGAAAUUCCAUAAAGACCAAAAAGUACCCUUUCAAGCGCUACUUGCUCUCUAUAUACUGCAUCAAAAACACUUGGAAGGAGCUUCUCACUUACACAUGUAUGUAAACUCCAUACCCAAAUAUUUUAGCACGCCAUAUUUCUGUCCAAAAGCUGAGUUGCAGCGUUUGCCAGAGGAAAUUCUGGAGAAAACAGUUGAACAAAAUCGCCUCAUACGGGAAAGUUACGCGUGUCUAAAAAGUAUUUUCCUCAAUAAUCAAUGCAGUUAUUGUGGCCAAUUUUACUUUGAUGAAAUCUAUACGCAAGAUGAAUUCAAAUGGGCUUAUUUUGCUGUGAACACACGAAGCGUCUAUGUAUUUAGUCGUCUGUUCAAACCGGAUAAAUGUUUUUUCCAACCGCUUUUAAACGAUGAACCAAAUAUGGCGCUGGCGCCGUUUCUGGACCUCUUCAAUCAUUCAGUUGAUGUCAGUACGAGUGCUGAUUUGCUGCCAACUGGCCCCAACAAACAAUUAGAAUUUGUUUUGACCUUAGAGAACACGAAAUCUGUUAUCUCGCCUCGUUCACAGCUGUUUAUUAGCUAUGGCGCGCUAUCGAAUUACAAAUUACUAACUGAAUAUGGGUUUUUUAUACCGCAUAAUCCACAUGAUUACUUCGUCUUUUCACUAACAGACGUCGAGGAAUUUUUGAAACAAGAUAAAACAUAUCGGAGUGUAAUGUUGCACCGCAACAAAUUCGUCUUUAUACGCAAUCACAAUUUGCAUGAUGAAAUGUUUGUGCAUUUGGACGAUGGGGCCUCACAUAACUUGUGUGUUGUGCUACAUCUACUACUACACGAACAAAGUAGCUAUGCGAAUGUACUGAAUCAGGUAGCUUUUGGGGCAGCUGAGAAACUGGCCAAUGUCGAAGAGGAAGUACGAUCGCUUGUUGCGUUUAAAAUAAAGGAGUACAAAAAUUUCAUAGGUGAUUUGGAAAAACUGCACGCGUUAAGUGAAUGCGGAAAAGUGGCAAAAGGUUAUUUAGAAGAGUGUGUACGUUAUUUAGAAGCAUAUUUAGCUAAAAUCACUUAAAAUAGAGCUGGUGUUAUGCCUUGAGUAAUAAGUUGUAUGCCUUAAAGAAUAAGUUCUAUGUUUAGUCGUCAAUAAACCACUUGUCGUUUUUUUUAAA
Anastrepha obliqua is the source of this 1753-nucleotide messenger RNA. Its product is annotated as SET domain-containing protein 4. Gene Ontology annotation, biological process: peptidyl-lysine monomethylation; peptidyl-lysine trimethylation; peptidyl-lysine dimethylation. Gene Ontology annotation, molecular function: histone H3K4 methyltransferase activity; histone H3K36 methyltransferase activity; transcription coactivator activity. The transcript is spliced from 2 exons. The coding region runs from base 310 to 1656 and encodes 448 amino acids. NCBI's taxonomy places the organism in Eukaryota, Metazoa, Arthropoda, Insecta, Diptera, Tephritidae. The record is from RefSeq and is a predicted model, not a curated record.